This is a messenger RNA of Poecilia latipinna (sailfin molly), 2599 nucleotides long. RefSeq names its product OX-2 membrane glycoprotein-like. The transcript has 8 exons. The record is from RefSeq and is a predicted model, not a curated record. Gene Ontology annotation, molecular function: cell-cell adhesion mediator activity. The coding region runs from base 264 to 1394 and encodes 376 amino acids. NCBI's taxonomy places the organism in Eukaryota, Metazoa, Chordata, Actinopteri, Cyprinodontiformes, Poeciliidae. Gene Ontology annotation, biological process: heterotypic cell-cell adhesion; negative regulation of neuroinflammatory response. Gene Ontology annotation, cellular component: neuronal cell body; axon; cell surface.
CCUUGAGUACGGUAGUUAUCUAACGACAGUUCAACGCCGUAACGGGUGUUGAACAACGGAGACGGUCAUUGUUGCUGUCGGUCGGAUCUGUCAACAGAAAUCAGGAUGUUGGCAUCAUCAUAAUCAUCGCCUGGCUUCUCAUUACAGGACUUGGUGGGUUAAUAGGAAGCAGCUCAACAUGUGCUGACCAGCAGCUCACCAAGCCACAACACUGGACAUCUGACAGAGCUGCUGACUAGAUGUGAAACCAACUGGGUCAGACGAUGUGUGGACCGGUCCUCCCCCUGUGCCUGUUGCUGUGGAUCCUAAGAGCAACACAAGCUGCUAAGAUCACAGCUUCCGCCAAUCUGAAGGCAGAGGUGGGUGAUCCCGCCCACCUUCACUGCAACAUCACCAUCGAGAAGGGGGAAACCUUGCACCAGGUGCGCUGGCACGACCCUCACUCCAACAUGAUCCUGGCGUAUACGACGCGCCCGGCGAUCCAUGUCGUCCACCAGGACGCCAACCUGAAGGUGACGGUGGCGCGCACGGAGUCCAGCUACAUCACCAUCAAGAAGGUGCGGCCGGACGACGAGGGCUGCUUCCACUGCUUUUUCGACGUGUACCCCUCUGGGAAGCAGCAAGGCACCAUCUGUAUCACCAUCACCGGAGGUAGAGUCCAGCUGGAGGGGAACAGGACGGCCAUACGCAGGCUGCCGGUCACCCUGUCCUGCUCGUACCCCCUCGUCAAACGGGUCGGCCAGGCUCUGUGGAGGAAGACGACCGAGCAGGGCGACACCACCACGGUCGCCUCGUACGCCAAGAUUGGCUCUUACAUGGGGGAGCAGUUCAAUGGCCGGGUCAGGCUGAGCCCCACGCUGGGGGAGACCAGGCUGACCAUCGAGGAGGUCCAAACGGAGGAUGAGGCAUGCUACACCUGCGAGUUCCACACCUACCCGGACGGAACCAGGAAGGCCGUCGCCUGCCUCCACGUCUACGUUUUACCCAAGCCGGAGGUGACCUACUUGACGUCGCCCUCGGGAGUCACGGAGGCAAACUGCACCGCCCAGUCGAGGCCUCCAUCCACCAUCCUGUGGGACACUACCGUCAAUUCUGUCACCCUGGGUCCACCCGUGAUGUCGGUGAACAGUCAGGGCGACGGCACCACGACAGUGACGAGCACGCUGCGCUUCAGGUCCGCGCUCAGGACCGUGAAAUGCGUCGUGCAGCACCAGGGUUUGGAGAAAGCCCUCACGCUGGUCCUCAAAGCAGACGGUCUCUCAGAUGAUGAGAUUUUGACUGAUGUAGUGAGUUCACCCAACGUUGUCCUCAUCUCUGUGUGUGUGGCUGCAACUGUCGUCAUCCUGGGUCUGUGUGUGUUUUUCUGCAAGCGCUUCGUAUGUAUUAACGACUGAUUCGGCAUCUGGCAUCGCCGCCGUUAUGCUUCAGUGGAUUUCUGAGCCCGACCCAGCUGCUCAGCACCGUGCAGAGGGAGCUGCUUGUUCUGCUCCGACCAACCGGAAAUGUACUGCCGGAGCAGACAAGAGCACUUCUACUGAAAGGAUUAUUUAAUGCUACAAAUGAGACGAAACUGCUGAGAAGUCGACCUUCGGUGGCCUGACAACCUUUUUACGAUUUGGUUUCAGGUCAUGUCGUUCCUCUUUGUCCUUUGACAAACACCCUCUGCAGCUAUAAAGUGCCACACAUCCAAGUCAAAACUGACGGUCUUGAAUGUGAUUUUUACUUCUAAUGCUCUGAAAUUUGUUUAACCUGUUAGUUGCACCAUAAACUAGCGACGCCACUGCCCUAGUUCUUUAACAGCCCUGAUUGGUUCAUCCAGCGCACAGAAAAAUGUUGGAAGAAAAACAGAAAUAUCCAACUCUGUUCUAACUUUAGCCUUGUUUCAUGUUCUGACUGGAUAAAUAUACCCUAGCUCUACUUCUGGCCAUUGUCCCUCAAGCCUGGUGGCUUUUGGGACGCCAACACCACCACCGAAAUGCAUCUAUUAGUGGCUCCUGGAGACGUACGCUGAUUAGAGGAGGGCCAGUUCUGGACCUGCGAGUAACUGGAAACCCAAAUGCAUCCAAAGGUCUGAGGCAGGAUGUGACUUUUUGUUGAACCAGGCCUUUGUGAGUCAUUUUGAGCGCGGAGAGGACGGCAGCAGCUCUGUCGGUUUUCAACUCCUACAUGUGGGACCAGGGGAGGGAGGGACGGGUUGUCGAGAUGUAAUCUGUGUGUUUCUGGGGUUAAUGCCGCCCAAACGCCUCCCGAGCAGAUGAACCUGUGAAUCACUGUUUGUGUGUACAAGUGUGAGACAGACAGAGGGCGGAUCUGUUUCCACGUGCGCGCUUGUUUUUAAAGGAAGUGUCUGUGUUUCUGUUUUGUAUGUGUCUGUGAGUCACUGAGCUGAACUGCAGGGAGCAGCGUCGACAUUUAUGAAGUGUAUAUUAAUCAGAUUAAAGCAAUAACUUUUGUAGAUGUUCUGAGAAAAAUAAAUGUUCUCUUAUUUUUUUUAUUUUUUUUUUAUAAUUUUUAUACAAUGACACUUAUAUAGUUCUAAACAUUGUGAUUGUGGAUGAGCUUUAAAGAAUUAAAGCACUGUUGUGCAGCUGGUUUGUUA